AUGACCGAUUUAAAAAUAAAACAUGUAAAAACUUCAGUUUAUCACCCACAAAGUAAUGGAAAGAAUGAAAGAUCACACAAGAAGAUUAACGAAUAUUUAAGUAUUUAUGCGCAAAAAGAUGAAUGGGAUAAAGAGUUACCUAAAGCAAUGUUAACAUACAAUAUGACAAUAAACAGAAUUACAGGAUUUUCUCCGUUUGAACCACAGAAUGGCAGAAAAGCAAGAGAAGCAUUUGAAACAGCAAACAAAAUAACGAACCUCGUAAAGAAAAACGAAUUAAAACAAUUAGAACAUGAAAACAAAUUACAUGUUGCAAGAAGAAAAAUCAACGAAUCUCAAAGAAAACAAAUUCUGACUGAUAAAAAGACAAUUGCAGUCGGUGAACAAAUAUUGAUAAGAAAUCAUAUGAGAAAAAAAGGAGACCCUUUGUGGUUAGGACCACAUGUAGUUUUGCAUAAAAUUAGGAAUACAUACACGAUAGAAAAUAAUAGAAAGGUACAUAAAGAAGAUAUUAAGAAAUAUUUUGUUUUAGAUAGUGAAGAAGACGAUUUGGAUGACGACAACAAUGGCAAUUCUGAUGAAGAUUUUGAUAAUGAACCUCGUGCUGGUUGUAGCAGAAACUGA
Leptopilina heterotoma is the source of this 624-nucleotide messenger RNA. RefSeq lists its product as uncharacterized. Gene Ontology annotation, biological process: DNA integration. Gene Ontology annotation, molecular function: nucleic acid binding. The transcript has a single exon. The record is from RefSeq and is a predicted model, not a curated record. Bases 1 to 624 code for a protein of 207 amino acids. Lineage: Eukaryota; Metazoa; Arthropoda; Insecta; Hymenoptera; Figitidae.